CAUUUCUAAAAGGAGAAGGUCGCUUCAACGAGCUAAACUACGAAACUGUGUCCUCGCCAUCUUCGAGUCCGUUUCGAUCAACCCGUCAAUCUGAAAAUAUGUCUCCCGAAUCAUCUUCAUCGCUGUACCCGGACCGGCCCAUUCGACCUCUUCCGAAACGCCGAUUGCGCGAACGGCUGUCGCCUGACGUUGCUGACAGUAUCCAGUAUCCGCCAGCGCCUCAGACUACAGCUCCUCUGUUCGUGUAUCCGUAUAAUUCUAAGGAAGAUUUGGCAUCUCUAGGAGUUGAUGCUCCGAACGUUGCACACCGAGAAAAUGCAGCGGAAUUGGGACGAGAGGCCAGCGCGCGCAGGAAUGGCGUGGGUGUCGAGCAAGAUGACCAGUCAUUAAUCGGACAAGCACGUAGGGCACUCAUCUCGCGACCCCUCCACGAUUCGCCGGGCCACGCGGUUCGUGCCCCGCUACGGCAGAGUCAGCCUCGACAACCGAAUCCGCAGCCCCCACCUUCGACUGCAUCUUCUGUGGAUGGCUACGAUUCUUUUGAAAACAGCAAUAACAAGAAGAAAAGGAAGAUUCCAACUGCCGGCGAAACAAUUUUAAAUGGGACGCACGUGCUGAACGAUCUAGGUACGCUGGGAGUAUCGUCGCCUACGUCAGCGGGCGAUGACGGAUCUUUGGAUGCGUCGGGGGUAGCUUCUACAGCUUAUUACCAAUCGGGGGGUGCGAUUGCGGGUGCUCAAGGUCUUUCCGGUCCUGGAAGAGGCAGGUUCGGUCGAACACGCAACGGCAGGAGCCCACUGCGAGCUCUAUCGGAUUCAAACAGCAACUGGGGCAACCGGAACUCUAAUAAACUUAGGCCAGGCGGUAUUCAAUAUCCCUCGCCGCCUGCCGCAGAGAAUUCCGGUAUUAUCUCCAGCGCUAUAGCAAGCGCCGAGAAGCUUCAAGUGCCACAAGGUCAAGAGAAUAUAAGUCUCCUGCACCAAGAGACCUCUGCAAAGCCCAGUCCCACAUCAGCACAAUUUACCUUUACAUUCGAUUCUCAGAAUCCUGUUUCUUGGCCGGGGUCGGACCCAGCCCCUUCCAACUUCAGGUCUUCGCAUCCUCUGAAUCGAUCAUCUCGCGCAAUGUCAACUGCCGCGGGUAUGGGUGCUGCAGGCUCUAUUCCAAAUGGGUCGGCAGCGUCUUCGGCUGGUUCGGGAGAUAUGCCGCCAGGAGCCAAUGCGAUGGGCAACGAAGCGGGUAGAGGAGCAAAUCAGGCGAACGCGGCUCCAAAGAAACCGAAGCGCCGUGGCAAUUCACUUUUACUAGCAGCUAAGCAGCGUCGUCGAGAAACGGCAUUUCAGAAUUUUCACCAUCCCCCGGCAGCAGAUGAUAUCUGGAUCUGCGAAUUUUGCGAGUACGAGCGCAUUUUCGGCCGCGCCCCUGAAGCUUUGAUUCGACAGUACGAGAUCAAGGACCGUCGGCGACGUCGAGAGGAAGCAGAACGCCGUCGAUUACUAGAGAAGGCGAAGAUGAAGUCGCGCAAAGGCAAGAAAGCGAACAAGCUGCCCGCGAAGAACAACUCCACAGACCGCCACGCAGCUUCCGGACAGCAAACUUCUCAGCACCAACCCGUACCCAAUGAUCAGGAUGAGGAUCAAGCUCUACACCAGCGCCAGAUUCACGAGGAAGACCAGGAGGAGCUAGGUUAUGACUCGGAUGAUCACUACGAAGAUCAGGGCCCAGAGGCAGAGCCACCAGGUACAAUUCCUGUCCUAACGCAAACACGCGGGGGCAGAGGCGGCUCUCGAGUGGAAUCCAAAGUGAAGCAUGGCGGUUAUUGACCGAUAUCUUGCUACCACCUUGGACUGAUCGGGAUAUUCGGUAUCUUAGCAUUGAUCUUAGCAUUGUUCUCUACUCUCAUUGCAUCGCCGAAAUGGUUCUUUCUCAUCAAGUUCCUAAGGCUUCUUGUAACCUAGACACAGCACCUUAUCAAAGACUAUUCCAGCCUCAAUCGCCUCUAAUCGCCAUAGCUCACCGUUCUAUUCAACCAACACGUCGCAUUCGACUAAAAGCCUACUGGUAUUACUGGUUUCCAAACUUUGCUUUAACGUUUCGAUCCGUUCGUACCAUUCCUGUCUCAAGAAAGUCGUUGGUCAAGAUGGUGAACGAACAAUAUAGGUUAGAAUAAGCGGACGGUUAAGGCUAACGGUUGCUACCAAAUUCGAUACCAGCGCAUGUGGAGUAUUAAGACAGUUUGCACUGUGAGUGCCAUGAUCAGCAUGCCCCGUCAGACAGUUUUAUUGAUUAAACUGCCUCGAGGCCUUUUAGACCAGAUAGAUCAUAGAGCACAUUAGCCUCACAUGUAUCUACCUUCUACUCCAUAUUGUGCUCUCUGUUGUGUUCUUACAUAGUCUCAUUGCCUUGAAUACGCAUCAAUAAGUGCA
Molecule: messenger RNA, 2426 nt
Organism: Annulohypoxylon truncatum
Lineage: Eukaryota; Fungi; Ascomycota; Sordariomycetes; Xylariales; Hypoxylaceae
Exons: 4
Coding region: 99-1823 (574 amino acids)
Source: RefSeq, a predicted model, not a curated record